Molecule: messenger RNA, 321 nt
Organism: Echinostoma caproni
Lineage: Eukaryota; Metazoa; Platyhelminthes; Trematoda; Plagiorchiida; Echinostomatidae
Source: the annotation of a GenBank genome assembly
AUGCUAACGUUAUCCAACUAUCAUUCAGUAGAUGCAACAAUCACUGAUGAUGAUGAUGAUGAUGAUGAUGAUGAUGAUGAUGAUGAUGAUGAUGAUGAUGAUGAUGAUGAUGAUGAUGAUGAUGAUGAUGAUGACUCGGAUGAUGAUGAUGAUGAUGAUGAUGAUGAUGACUCGGAUGAUGAUGAUGAUGAUGAUGAUGAUGAUGACUCGGAUGAUGAUGAUGAUGAUGAUGAUGAUGAUGAUGAUGAUGAUGAUGAAGAUGAAUUGCUCUAUAAAGUUGCAUCCGUUCACGGAGUGUGUGUAGGGUGCAAGAUAAGUUAA